GCGCACGGCAGUGGGGGGAGCGGCAUCCGGUGCGGUGUCGGGCGGUGUGUCGGUGCGGAGUGACCAUGACCGCGCACAGCUUCGCGUUGCCACUCGUCCUCUUUUCCAUCUUCUGGGGCCUCGUGGGCAUCGCAGGCCCCUUGUUCGUGCCCAAGGGGCCGAACCGUGGGGUGAUCAUCACGAUGCUGGUUACCACCGCGGUGUGCUGCUAUCUCUUCUGGCUCAUCGCCAUCCUGGCCCAAGUAAACCCCCUGUUUGGGCCGCAGCUGAAGAACGAGACUGUCUGGUAUGUGCGCUUCCUCUGGGAGUGAGCAGUCCCCAGGAGCACCACCCUGAACAGAGACCUCCCCUGGAAUCCUUACCCCUUGUUCCAGCCCCUACCCUCCCAUACCAGUCAGCCCCCAGAGAUGCUGGGACAGAGGCUGCACCUGCUGCCCUAUCACACCCUGAGCACUGCAACUGGACCAGUAGUGGCUGGACCCCUGAGCACAGCAGGCAGCACCCCUGCCCAGGAAAAGGACCUGGUCAUCCCAGCCCUGGGAGCAGCCAUGCUACCAGGGAGAGAUUCCAUCAGCUGACCAGUGCUGCAGUGCCUGACAUUGGGCACCAUCCUGAGAGAUCUGUGUGUAGUGCCAGGGGCUCCUGUCCCUGUAGUGCUUGCCCUGUUCCCUCCACUGUGCACAGCCCUUGCUCCCCAAGUGAGGCCCCUGUUUGCAGAUCAAGCUGCCCAACUAGUUAGCAUAUUCCUGGUCAUUUCAGGCACUGCCUGCCCCUCUGUAUGAGAAUGCAGGACCCCACUGCAUACUUAUUGUGUGGUUAGUCCCUGUGGUGAGGGUUGUACGUGCUAAGAUAGAUUUCGGCUUUGAGUGUGAGAAGGAAGAGCUGAUCCUGAGGAAGGUGCUGGGGUGCCAUGGAGGCAGUUCAAGUGGGCUGUGUCUUCUGCCUCAGCUGUGAGGGUGCUGCAGUAGUGUCUAGGUACCACCACCCCUCCCUUGACCUAUGUCUAGGUUCUGAGAAGAACCAAGUACAGUGUUGUUUUUUGUAUAUUUUCCCCUUUAUUUAUCAAAUAAUUUAUGUGUAUUUAUUUAUUUGUGUUGUGGAAAUAAAUAAUUUUCCUAGUAAGUGAUGCU
Molecule: messenger RNA, 1130 nt
Organism: Calypte anna (Anna's hummingbird)
Lineage: Eukaryota; Metazoa; Chordata; Aves; Apodiformes; Trochilidae
Product: V-type proton ATPase subunit e 2
Exons: 4
Coding region: 66-311 (81 amino acids)
Biological process (GO): proton transmembrane transport
Cellular component (GO): proton-transporting V-type ATPase, V0 domain
Molecular function (GO): proton-transporting ATPase activity, rotational mechanism
Source: RefSeq, a predicted model, not a curated record